Messenger RNA from Bemisia tabaci, 2222 nucleotides. RefSeq lists its product as uncharacterized. NCBI's taxonomy places the organism in Eukaryota, Metazoa, Arthropoda, Insecta, Hemiptera, Aleyrodidae. The record is from RefSeq and is a predicted model, not a curated record.
UCCUACAAGUCGGUAAAUCCGCUCGGUUUGAGAACCCAUGGGCAGAGGUUUUUUCUCGCCGUGUCGGGUCGGUCAGAGCUUGCCGAUGGCUGGGAAACCCAGCGCGACCGGCAGAAACGAGUCGGUGAAUAAAAUUGAGCUUCAACUCCCUGGAUCAGCGAGAAUCCAGUUUAGUUGCAUUUUUCGAAGGCUCAGAGAUGGCCGGAUACCCGCGAACCCUCUUUUUCCUGCCGUUAGUGAUAGCCGUUUGUGAAUCCAUCCCUCAUCACCACCUCAGCAAACACCACCAUGAAUUUUCUGCGGACCCGUCGAAGCUGAUUCAAAAUCCAUUCGCAGUCCUAGGCGACACUCUGGGCCAGGCGAAGGGCCCAAGUUCAACCAAAAGCGAGUCGACCGCCAACGCUCAGAGCGGCACGUUUGAAGGUAGUUUCGGACCCUUCAAGUUCUCCGUCUCCCAGUCGUCAGCUAGCUCCUCCUCGGGCAACGUAAACGGACUAAGCGACACUGGUGCAUCUUCCUCCGCCGCUUCCGGUUCCUCGGGAGCCUCUUCCGGUUCCUCAGGUGCCUCUUCCGGUUCCCAGGCCGGCUCUCACUCAGGAUCCCUCGUCCAUCCCCAUCACACAGACCACCUUCACCCACAUCAUUCGGACCCCCACCAUCUCUAUCCCCAGGGAUCCUCCAGUUCCAGCGCCAGCAGCUCCAGCGCGACCGGACACGGAGGUCCUGCCUCCACGUCCGGCUCCUCCGCUAACAGCCAAAGCUCCGCAGUCAACCAGGAGCCAUACGCUGAUCCCCACCGACACAAGGAAAAGCCCUACAAGUACCCUAGCCGACCCUCCGGCUACCAGGAAUCGAAACCUGAGUACCACAACUCAGGCUACCAGCCUCAAGAGAAACCCUACGGUCAAGGACACGAGUCGGCGUACAAACCUGAGUACAAGCCUGACUCUCAGAACCCCGGAUACCUGCCACAAUACAGACCCGAGCAUAAGCCCGACUCGUAUAAUCCAGGUUACCAGCCGCAAUACAAACCCGAGCAAAAACCUGAAUACAAGCCCGACUCUUAUAACCCCGGUUACCAGCCCCAGUACAAACCCGAGCAGAAACCCGAGUACGGACACUACCCGGAGCACAAACCUGAGUACACGUCGGAGCACUAUCAGCCGGAAUACAAACCCGAACAUAAACCAGAGCACCACCAACCAGAAUACAAACCGGAGCACCACCAACCAGAAUACAAACCUGAGUCAGGAUCAGGAUACUCAGGUUAUCGACCUGAAGAGCGGCCGAACCCGUACGACCACGAAUACAAGCACAAGCCGGUUGACACACCCGUCCACGAGCCGAGCAAGGUCCACUCGCACGCCACCAGCUCCAGCUCGAGCAGCAGUCAGAGUGGGGUCGUGAUCCCGGUUACGGAGAUCUCCAAGGAGCACCCUCAUCCCACCCACGAGCAGGGUACUUACGAGUACGUUAGGGGCCAGACCCCCGAACAAGCGGCCAGCAGCACCGAGAAGAGCGAGUCCGGUUACGCGGUGCACGUCACGAAACCUAUCGGCUCGAAGAUCACGCCCGAGGGAGAGGUGACCAAACCGACGGGGUCACUCGACGUCCGGACGUCCGUCGUCAGCACGGACGAAACGAAGAACGGCGUCAAAACGUCCGGGAUCUCCGUUUCGAGCAGCGCCAGCGCCGGUGAUAAACUCGUAUUUUCCAACUAAGGAGUCACAACCAAUCAACUGAACUCCUUUGGAGUUUUAUUGAUCGAAUUUCGGGCAUCUAUGGUUAAUGUAGCCGUGCACGACUGCAAAACCAUGGAUCGCGGCAAAAAGUCCGUGCAGUGGUAACGGUAUCCACGACUAGGAGGCCAUUUUCGGACGCGAUAUUGGCUUUUCUUGGUGCUGCACGUUGAAAUGGGAACUAAAAAUAUGCACUCUCUGCUUUUCAAAAACGUAUUAAUUAAGAAAGACAGAGCAAGCUCGUUGAUUCAACGUACAAACUGCCCUGACCUAAAUGAUGCAGAUGUGUUCCCCACGAUACAUCGAUAGUGUGCCAUAUAUUUUGAUUCAGGAAUGUUAUAAAGUGGAACGUGGCAAGUGUUGGUUUCUAUAUUAUACCCUUUAAAAGCUAGAUCAGAAUUUUAUUAUUGUUAUCUGUUUUUUUCUAUCCUUCAGUGUUUUGCAAUUUUAAGUGUGCGGAGAAUAAAGUCUGAUCGGAGAAAU